Molecule: messenger RNA, 975 nt
Organism: Anthostomella pinea
Lineage: Eukaryota; Fungi; Ascomycota; Sordariomycetes; Xylariales; Xylariaceae
Source: the annotation of a GenBank genome assembly
AUGGCAACGCCCCGAGACAAAUUACGAAGCAUCAUGGACGCAAAGGCGGGCCCAGAGCCUCACCAAGCCAAGACUCGAGAGCAAGACAUUCUCAAAUCUGUCAAGGAGAAGAUGGUUCAGGCGGCGCACGACCUCGCCCUGGAGAUGAAGAAAGAAUACACCGAACGCCUAGCCCCAAUGCUGAACGAUAUCCGAGAGGAAUUCGAAGCCGAGAUGCAAAAGGCGUCCAACCUCUCCGCCUCGUCAGUAGUGAAGACCACCGCCGCUCUCCUCAGCCAGCAUUUCAACGAAAUGGACUUAAAGCUUACCCGCGCCACCGAAGAUCUCUCCAGCAAGGCCGAGACUAAGGACAAGGGCAAGGAGAAGGAAGAAAAGCUGUCCGAAGAGCCGGCGCAGCCGGGCGGCUAUCAAUUUCGGCAGCUUACGGAGUCGCCGGGUCUUCACCGCGCUAGGAUGGCAGCUACGCCUAUGAGAUCCACCCGACGGGGUACAAAGCGCAAGAGAAACAUCAUCCCAGACUCAUCCGACGAGGCGAAGAACAAGCACCCCAUGGUCGGACCCUCCCCAGACUCCAGCGACGACACAGACUCGGGCAUUCCAGCACGUCCCUCUCCCCGCCGCCAUGAGGAGGUCCACGAGCCCGUCCACGAGCAGCUGACGCCGUCGCGCCGCCCGCGCGGCAGCCAGAACGACAGCAAGCGCGGCCGCACCCGCGGCCGCUCCGAGUCGGUGUUCUCGUCCUCUAUACAGACACGCUCCUGCACCCGCUCCCGUUCUCGCCCCCGUGGUCUUGCCUCAACCGUUGCCAGUAGCGCGCCGAUUCUUCGUUCGGCGAUUGCGGAGGAAGCAGACGGUGACGAUGCCCGGUUCUAUCCCAGCGGUCGAUCGAGCCGCAGCAAGGUGCGCGUCCCGUCGAGCUACAACGACGCCGAGUACUACGACAGCUUGAACAUCAAGCCGUUCCGAAGAUCGUAA